Molecule: messenger RNA, 675 nt
Organism: Epithele typhae
Lineage: Eukaryota; Fungi; Basidiomycota; Agaricomycetes; Polyporales; Epitheliaceae
Exons: 2
Coding region: 1-675 (224 amino acids)
Source: RefSeq, a predicted model, not a curated record
AUGCACGGCACGCCGGUGAGGGCCCGCCGCGCCCCCGCAAUCCACCUUCCUCGAUUUCCACAAGCUCGAAGUCGCCCUCUCCCCCACAGUCGAGAGCUCUCUGUCAAGUGGUACGUCCACUACAUCCUUGGCUCCGCAUUCAGCCCCAUCCUCAAGGGCCUCAUUGUCUGCCUCCUCAACACCCUCUACGAGCCCAUCCACGCCGCCCAAGCAAUCGUGGAUGCACUUGCGAGUCCCCUGAACGGGCUCUCCUCGAGCGCCGUCUACUCCCAGCAAGAUCGCGACCGGGACUACGACUGCGAGAACGGUGCGUCGCUGUAUCACCGCUCGUCUCAUCGUGGCCCUACCCCGCCCAGCAUCGCCACGCUCCUGCAGGACGACUACGACCGCCUCCUCCACCCGUCCUCUGCCCACAAGCCGAACGGGUCGAUGGAUGGCCACGCGCGGACCUCGUCCAGCCGGUCUGUGAGCCGCUCCCCACACCCGAAACCCGCAGCCACGACGGAGAACACAGGUCGUGGCUCGUCGCGCGGCUCGAAGUCGUCUGUGUCCGAUGGCGAUGCGGAGGGCGAGGACGCGGACGACGCCGAGGCGGAGGUGGUCGACGGCGAUGCGGACGCCAUGGAGCGCAACACCUCGACGGACGAGGAGUGGCUGAAGAAGGAGGACGCAUGA